AUGGCCGCCGCACUAACGAAGCACGGCCGCUUCACUUCCCGUACCUUUCCCUCCUUAAAACAACUUCUCCACAAGAGGAGUAUCAAAUGCUCCACGCCCGAUCCGGUUACCAGCACAAGCGUCCAACAACACAAACGGGUCACCCGUUUCGCGCACUCCGUUUUCCGGAAGGCGAAAGAGACGGACUUUUCUGACCCGAUCUCAGGUUCGUCCAGUUUCUCGUCUAGGGUAUCAUCUUCUCAGAAAUCCGGGCUUGUGGGCUGGUACUUGGGUAUGCUCCAGAGCCGACCCAUUUCCACCAAAUGCGUCACCUCAGCCAUCAUCUAUGCCGCCGCCGACAUUUCUUCCCAGACUGUUGUGAGUGAGAAAUUGGAGGAGUAUGAUUUGAAAAGAACUGUGCGUAUGGCUGGAUAUGGGCUGUUGAUAUUGGGUCCUUCAGUGCAUUAUUGGUACAAUUUCAUGUCUCGAGUUUUCCCGAGUCGUGAUCUUUCGUCGACUUUAAUGAAAAUGGUUUUGGGGCAGACAACUUAUGGCCCGGCCAUGACCGUCAUAUUCCUAUCUAUGAAUGCUGCUCUGCAAGGUGAAACUGGUCCUGAGAUUUUUGCCCGGUUGAAACGUGAUUUGAUUCCUACAUUCAUUAAUGGCGCAAUGUACUGGCCAUUUUGUGAUUUCGUUACAUUCAAAUUCAUCCCGGUUCAUUUACAGCCACUGGUAACCAACUCAUUUUCGUACCUAUGGACCAUUUACAUGACUUACACGGCAAGCUUAGCGAAAGUGGGCACAAGUUGA
Molecule: messenger RNA, 789 nt
Organism: Striga hermonthica
Lineage: Eukaryota; Viridiplantae; Streptophyta; Magnoliopsida; Lamiales; Orobanchaceae
Source: the annotation of a GenBank genome assembly